Molecule: messenger RNA, 4086 nt
Organism: Fopius arisanus
Lineage: Eukaryota; Metazoa; Arthropoda; Insecta; Hymenoptera; Braconidae
Gene: PAPLA1
Product: Phosphatidic Acid Phospholipase A1
Exons: 7
Coding region: 215-3886 (1223 amino acids)
Cellular component (GO): COPII-coated ER to Golgi transport vesicle; cytoplasm
Molecular function (GO): metal ion binding; glycerophospholipase activity
Source: RefSeq, a predicted model, not a curated record
GCUGACGAUAUGGUGAAAAUAUCUCUGUGUUGAGUUCACGUGUUUAUGGUGCCUACGUGGAGGAUAAGACAGGUUCAAGAAUUCACUCUGGUUUUGACAAGUCAAAUUGUGCAUUCAAAUCGAUUCGGUAUAACGCAUUAUUAGUGAGAGAUUGAUCAAUCCGGUGACUGUGCUGCGUUAUGCUGUUGGUGUUGGACUCAUUUUCGCAAACAAUAUGGGUGAUCAAUCGCGUAAAAUGAAAAAUCCUCUCCUGACUGCCGCUGGUCAAGGAUUCUCCUUCGAUGAUUUUGGAGGGAGCAAUUUGCUGAUGCCUGUCACUCCAGCUGUUGUCAACGAGCCGCCUCGUCAAGAGAUUCAUGAUACUCACCACGAAGUUGAGCUGGUAAGUUCAACCCCAGCAAUUCUCCAGCCCUCGAUAGUCGAGCACAAUAUCCACCCCCCCAUAACCGAAAUUCCAUUAACCCCCCGUGAAUCGAAAGAACCGUCAGUCGAUUCCCAGAGAUCUUACUUCACGUCGAUCCUCUCAUCGCUGCCAAGCCUCUCUCUCACCUCGUUGACGGGACAACAGGGCACAACACCCAGUGCACCCUCCAACGAUUCAAUAGAGGACAGGCUGUCUGCAAAUAACCCAUCAUACUUCCAACCGCAGGAGUAUCAUCAACCGGAGAAUCCCAACGAUCAAUCUCGUCCACCGUCACUCCAGCAGCCACCCCAUCCCCCAACCCCCUCGUGUCCACCCACCGCUUUGGGCACAGUAUCGUAUCGUCUUGGCAACCAGCGACGCCUGAAAUACGCCCCCCCACCGGAUUUGACAUCAAGCACAGUAAAAACUUUUACACCACCCCCCCUCGCUGUUCAAAGUACUCCAACUCAAGCACAACAAUCAGACUUCUUCAAUCCGAGCUUCGCUGCUCCACGGGCUGAUGAUAAUCACGGAUUUCCACUAGUUCCAUUACUACCUAAUAAUCCAUCGAUAUCAGCGAUAUCUGGACCCCAAGAAAUCCCGACGGGUGGUGCAUUGAGGGAUCCUGUCACCCCCCACAACACCCCAGCCAACUACUUCGCAGCGGCUGUAUUUGAGCCGAAUUAUCAUCCCCAUCAGCAGCAAUCAAUAAACGAUUUGUCUGAGUUUCCCCCGAUAACUGGUACAUCGAGAGAAGCUCGUAAUGAUCCGACACCGAGUGCACCGAAUGAUGCACCGAGGCCAGAAUCAGUCCCUGAAGAUCUAGCAGAUAUAGAUCUCCAGAGAACCUCACCACCAGGUGCUUUUCAGCCACGAGAGGCCACAAGGGUCAGCCGCCUCGAGGGCCAAUCACCAAUCAAACCAUUGAUCGGGGAUUUUCCACCGGUGGAGUCGGCAAAUCACCUGUUCACGAGUAAUUUCCCUCAUGUGAACAGUGAGCCAAGUCUCAGUAAAUUUUUUGAUGCGAAUAACGGUGGUGCGAGGCAUGUAAAACCGAGCCAAUCAGCUCAACCUCUUUCACAGUUAUCGUUUUACAAUCCCGUUGAAUUUGAAUUGAAUUCUAGUGUUGAUAAUUUACCUCGUCAAUGUGAAACUACCACGCAAAGCGCAAUUAGCGGUGGAUUCAUUUCAGCAACGACUAAUAGUGGCAACUGGUCGUCGCCUCGGGCAACUUCAAUCACAAGUGAAAUGCCCGAACCAACGGGCACAGCAACACUUAAUCCGAUACAAACAUCGAUAAAUCCAUCGAUCGUACGUAGUCAGCAGACUGAUACUAUUCCACCGAGUCUUCACAGUUUGGCAGCUGGGAGUGAUAAAAAAAUGGUGUACAGGCCAGUUUAUCAUCACUGGUUUUAUCGGAAAAAUGUUGAGAAUAAAGUGUUAUGGAAUCCGUUUUCGAUGCAGGAUAGUUUGAGUCUGGAGGGGGUGCAUAAUUCCAGUGAUAUCACACCGGAGACAAUGGUUGCCACUGAUGGGGGUCGUUAUGACGUUGAGAUACUCAAGCGACAGAGGGUGCCUGUUUACUGGACUGGAGAACCCGUUGAGGUCAGAAGGGCCUCGUGGUUUUACAAGGGCCCUGGUGAGUCAAGGUAUAUUCCCUAUGAGGAGGGGACUGCCGCCAGGCUCGAGGAGGAGUACAAACAGGCGUGCACCAAUGACCACUGGAACAGGAAGGUCGAGCUCAAUAAUGGAGAGUACGUUGUUUUUCACAGUGCUACCAUACAGAUUCAUUACCUUCCGACCAGCUCACCUGAGCUUGUCGCCUCUUGGGGCAACAGUGCUGAUUCAGAGAGUACUACGUAUUUGCAGGGCACAUCGACUCGGCCUAAGGUAGUUAAACGUGGGGUAGAUGAAUUUCACAUCGAGGAGGGCGAACCUGAGAAAAUCGACCACCUUCUGUUCCUCGUCCACGGAAUCGGUAGUGUCUGCGAUCUAAAAUUCCGAAGUGUCGAGGAAGUAGUUGACGAGUUUCGAAGCAUUUCCCUUCAGCUCAUCCAAUCGCACUACCGUACAACGAGUACUCAUGGGAUUGUAAAUAGGAUUGAAGUACUACCAAUAUCGUGGCACGCAACAUUGCACUCGGAGGACACUGGGAUCGAUAAGAAAUUGAAGGCUAUAACACUGGAGAGUAUACCGAAAUUACGACACUUCACUAAUGACACUCUGCUAGACAUCCUGUUCUACACGAGUCCAGUUUUCUGUCAAACAAUAAUGCAGACUGUUGGUAACGAGAUGAAUAGAGUGAACGCACUUUUCAGGGAGAGAAAUCCGAAUUUUACUGGGGAUAUUUAUCUCGGGGGUCACUCACUGGGCAGUUUGAUUCUUUUCGACCUCCUAUGCCAUCAGAAGGCACCAGUGGACGAGACUAAACCUGACGCUGAUGACGUCAUCAAGGAAGAGGAUGAAAACACAGACGAGGAGAGAGACAGCUCCAUCAACUCAUCCCUGAAACCCAUGCCCAAGCCAAUGCUCAAACGUCGCCUGAGCAGGAAAAUAAGUUACGUUAUGGGGGCAGCAGGCACUGGCCAGCCAUUCAUCGUUUAUCCACACCUGAAUUUCUCACCCAAGGCAUUCUUCGCCCUCGGCAGUCCAAUUGGAAUGUUUGUCACUGUUCGUGGCAUCGAUAAGCUCGGGGAGAACUUCAAGCUCCCCACUUGUCCUGCUUUCUUCAAUAUUUUUCAUCCGUUCGACCCAGUUGCCUACAGGAUGGAGGCACUCAUCAAUCCUGAGGCGUACAAAUUCAGACCGAUGCUGAUUCCUCAUCACAAAGGGAGAAAACGAAUGCAUUUAGAAUUGAAGGAAACUAUGGCGAGAGUGGGGGCUGAUUUGAAGCAGAAGCUUCUGGACUCAGUGAAAAGCACCUGGAAUUCAGUUUACCAAUUGGCAAUGUUCCAUCGCCAGGACAAUCACGCACUUGAGCAAGAGAUCGAUAAAGUGGUCGAGGAGCAGCUGCAAAAGUCGAGUAAUAGUAACCAUAAUAUUGAUCAUGAGCAGGAUGACGAUAGGGAGAAUGAGAGAGGGGUGAAUUUGAAAGUUGGACAGCUCAAUGGUGGCAGACGUAUCGAUUACGUCCUCCAGGAAGCACCUUUCGAGUACAUAAACGAGUACAUUUUCGCCUUGACCGCCCAUGUGUGCUACUGGGAAUCGGAGGAUACGAUGCUACUGAUAUUGAAGGAGAUGUAUGGGGCCAAUGGGAUACAGACAGACGCACAAUUACCCCAACAAACGAUGACCAUUGAACGUCCUGCUGCUGAUUCCCCGAGUUUCUUCAGUCCUGGACCUUCGGGAGGAGUAUCAACUCCGGAUGCCUUCGGGUUACCGAGUACAACCAUGGGAGCCCCAAUGGGGGUCGAUCCCACUGCACCCAUGAGUCACAGACCUGUCGGACCACCUCCCACUUCUGGAUUCGUACGGAAAUCCUAAUGUGAUAUUAAUAUUAUUUCUCAAGACAACGAAUCAAAUUGUGAAGCUAAUGCGAACGAUCAUAUCGUUCUGAAGUCAAGUGGUGGAAUGUAUCGAUAAGAAAUUAUAUUUUUGUGCAAUCGUGGGAAAUAUCGAGAGAUCUUUUUUGUAGUUAAUUAAAUUUUUCAAUAAAAAUGUGGCGCAAGCCACAAUAUCAAUUU